CGGUCUGGGUAAGCCUCUCCGCGCCGCGCCUCCCCGCUUCGAAGGGAGGACUUUGUCUUUCUGGAGCCAGGAAGGUGAUGUAAUUGCUACCACCAAACCUGACAACUUGAGCUCAAUCGAAAGGACCCAUAUGUUGGUUCUUCAAUUUGAUGGAUAAAGACAACUCUGUUCAAGAAAAAGGGUUCUUUCUCUCCUCUUGGAAAUUAGAUAAUUCAAAAAUGGCUGAACUUUUCAUGGAAUGUGAAGAAGAAGAGUUGGAACCAUGGCAGCAGAAAGUAGAAGAAAGUCAAAAUAAAGAUGACGAUGAUGAGUUGAUCUUUGUUGGAGAGAUAUCAAGUUCCAAACCAGCCAUUUCAAAUAUUUUGAACAGAUGUAGCCCUGGUUCAUCUUCAAAGGGACUAAAGAACGGCUCAUUCAAUCCAGCUAUUUCUAAUAUAUUCAAGCCUACGAGUCAACACUACAGAAAUCCAUCAUCAAAUCCACUGGUUGCUUUGCCAAGCUUUCAUCCUGCUCUCAAAUCUUCAGAGAGUUCUGAUGGUCAGAUUGUGUCUAAGCCUAACUUUACAAAGACUUCAUCACAAGAUGAUUCAGGUGCUUCUUCGGUCUUACAGUUAGACUCAACCAAGGAUAUACCGUCCUCCAACAUACUGCAACCGAGUACAGGUGUCGAUCAAACGUUAGGAUUAAAACAUCCUUCCACUUCCAAAGUAAACAGUGUUAAUCCAAAAAAGCCAAAGACUAAUGCGAGCAUUUCUGAAACUAGCCCUUGUUCUUCAUCAUCUUUACAGAAGUCGCCUUCAGAGGCUUCCGCCCAAGUUGUACUAUCAAAUAUGAAUACCUCAUCAAUUCAGUCUGCACCUGGAUCAUCUUCACUAAGAUCUUGUCCAAAGUGCAAUGUUAAGUUCAGUCUUUUGGAUCCUUUGAAGUGCCACAUGAAGCGUUGCUGCCCAGACAUGAUAAAUAACUUUCUGGAAACUCUCAAGUCAGAAAAUUCAAAGGCUGUAAACAAAGCUAUCACUGACUCAGAUAAAGAAAAACUGAUCAUGCUAGUCAGUGAUUUUUAUUAUGGAAGACAUGAAGGAGCUAUUGAGGAAGGCCAGAAGACUCAUACCACUUUUAAAUGCUUCAGUUGCACAAAAGUUCUUAAAAAUAAUAUUAGGUUCAUGAACCACAUGAAACACCACUUGGAACUUGAAAAGCAGAACAAUGAGACCUGGGAGAGCCAUACUACGUGCCAGCACUGCUACCGGCAGUAUCCCAACCCCUUCCAGCUCCAGUGCCACAUUGAGAGUACACACACUCCUCAUGAUUUCUCUACUAUUUGCAAGAUCUGUGAAUUGUCAUUUGAAACAGAGCAUAUGCUUUUACAACACAUGAAGGAUACGCAUAAACCUGGUGAAAUGCCAUAUAUUUGCCAGGUUUGCCAGUUUAGAUCAUCAAUAUUUUCUGAUGUAGAAACUCACUUUAGAUCAUCUCAUGAAAACACUAAGAACUUGCUAUGUCCGUUUUGCCUCAAAGUUAGUAGAAUGGCAACCCCUUAUAUGAAUCACUACAUGAGACAUCAGAAAAAAGGAAUUUAUCGUUGCCCGAAAUGCAGACUACAAUUUUUGACCUCCAAGGAGAAAACAGAGCAUAAGUUAGAACAUUGUACAUUUAUAAAGCCUAAAGAACUAGAGGGAUUGCCUCCUGGAACAAAAGUUACUAUUCGAGCUUCCUUAGGAUCUAGUCAAUCAAGAUCCUCAAGCCCACCUUCUAGUACCAUUCCCAGCACAUCUCUUCAGCUCUCAGUUCCUAAGUCUAAAAGUACAACCACUAAGAAUAACUCAAAAGUCUCUGCAAAUAAAGCUACCACCACUAGCCCUCAAACAAUUUCAACCACGACUGGUAAGCCCAGUGCAAGUAAGCCAGGUCCGGGGACAACUAAAUCCAAAGCCAAGCCCUCCUACAAGCAAAAGAGGCAACGCACCAGGAAAAACAAAUUCAGCAUAGAUUUGAAGAACUUAAGGUGUUACCAGGGAAGUCACACGUGUAUUGAGUGCCAUUCCAAAAUAAAAGAUUUUUCAAGCCACUUUUCCACACAUAUAAAUUGUGAUUUUUGCAAGUAUACCACUAACUGUAACAAAGCCUUUACAAAUCAUAUGAGCUCUCACAAUGACCACCCAAGUAAGCAGCUUUAUAUUUUUAAGAAGCAUUCACGAGCUCUCAGGGGCAUCACUCUAGUGUGCCUUAAAUGUGACUUCCUAGCCGAUACUUCUGGCUUAGACCGUAUGGCUAAACACUUAAAUCAACGUAAAACUCAUACUUGCCAAGUUGUUAUAGAGAAUGUUACCGAAAAAACUGAAACUUCUGAAUCCACUUCUGAUGGCUUGUUCAAAUAGAUUCCUGCUCUAUGAAGCUUGUGCAACCUGGUGAAGACAAGGUGGAAUUUCCUAAGUUCAAAGAUCUGCAGUGUUUUCAUAAAGGCAGUUAAAAUUCACAACACUUGCUCGCAUUAUCCAGCUCUUUCCAGCUUUCAGAUGGCAGGAGAUUCUUAUUCCAUCUUCUCUUUGUGUCAGGUUAACAUAUGUUAGCAUGUGCUUUGAUUCUCCACUUGGCGCUGGAGAAGGCACCUUAGUUGCUGUAGUCUAUUCUUUGUUUCAGAUAAUUUGUAUUUUUCUUUGUUGGACUUGCCUUCCAAUUAUUAUGUGUCAAAUGGUAUAGCUUCUGUUUUGUGUGUUUUGCCUGCUUCUUAAUUUUUUAUCAGUCUUGGUAGUCAGAUAACUGUUUUUUCCUUCAUUCUUUGUAUGUCAUUGGUCUAUUUUUCAGAUGCAAAGGCAACACAGAAAUUAAAAAAAAAAAAGUCCAGUGUCCUCCUGGACAGUGUCCCCGUUCAAUGAACACAAUUGAUGACUAGUCUCUCUUUCCAAGGAAUGUGAUUUAUUUCACUGUGAGACUUGCUUCAAUGUGUGGCCUUAGGAUUUUAUCAGUUCUUAGGCAGAGUCCCUUCCUACUUGACUGGCCUUCCAUAAGGCUGAUAGUGAUCUGGCCACAGAUACCUGCAAGGUGCACCAAAUAGAUUUGAGCACAACUUCCCUCUGAGGGCUUUGGUUCUUAAGUGUAAGCUUAUGAGUUUGUCCUAAUUAUGAAAGCCCAUCAAGUGAGUGAAGCUUACAUUCAUGUUUUUGGAAAAACAAACUUGGUGAAGUUGUGGCUCCAAAAUAACAGUUAUUUAUGUUAUCAUUUAAAGUUUUAGCUACCAUUCAACGAGUUCUCAACUUAUUCUAGUGUUUAAUAACUUUUGAAAAAUUAAAUUUAAAUAGCUUACUUUUUGUCAUUCCCCAAACUUAUUAUCUACAUUUGUAAUUUCUGCUUAAUUCUUUUCUUUUGUGUUUACUUAAAAUGCCAAGAAAUUUCUUUAAAACUCUCUCCUAUUUCACGCAGCUACCCAUUGUUAGUUUCUCUUUUUUUCUUUUCUUUUUUGUUUUUGUUUUUGGUUUGUUUAAUUUUUUUUGAGGCAUGGUUUCUAUUAUAUAGCCCUGGCUAUCCUGAUACUCACUAUGUAGGUCAGGCUGACCUUAGACUCAUUUCUGCCUGCCUCUUCUUCCCAAGUGCUGAAUUCAAAGGCAUGAGUGUUACCUGUUCAGUUCAUUAGACAUUAAUAUAUGUUCUCUCUAUCUUGGGACUAUCAUAACAUCUUAGUGGUCAGGAAAUGAAGACAAAGAACAAAAACUCCGCUUACAGAUCUUAAAAGAAGUUUUAAGUUACAUUGCUGUUAACUUAGUAAUUAUCUUCUUAGCCAUUAAUGUAAUUCCUUAGAUAAAUAUAAUAUAUUCAAAAAUAUUGGGACCAAAAAUGCACUUGUUUCUUGCCCACAUAUAUAGAGAGAGAUGUAUAUUUUUUUAUUUUGGUGUUUGUUUAUUUUGGUUACAUCGAAUAUAGAUUUUGCUGAACAGUUUUGAUGUUACUUAUUUUUUUAAUAAAAUUUGUAUUGUUAAACACUCUUGGGAAUUAUUUUAUAAUAAAUAAAUUGAUAUGAAAACCUA
Messenger RNA from Mus pahari (shrew mouse), 4022 nucleotides. RefSeq names its product zinc finger protein 280C (gene Znf280c). The transcript is spliced from 20 exons. Lineage: Eukaryota; Metazoa; Chordata; Mammalia; Rodentia; Muridae. Bases 150 to 2378 code for a protein of 742 amino acids. The record is from RefSeq and is a predicted model, not a curated record. Gene Ontology annotation, molecular function: DNA-binding transcription factor activity, RNA polymerase II-specific; RNA polymerase II cis-regulatory region sequence-specific DNA binding. Gene Ontology annotation, biological process: regulation of DNA-templated transcription.